AGAAAGGCGAGCUGCGCGAGGCCGACGGCGCCAGACGUAACGCUGCGGCUUCGAUGAGACUUGCAUCGGAAGGGAGCUGCCCACCCUGCUAACCAAACAGCUGGAGCCGGACACGCGAAAACCAAGAUAGUAGGACCACGAGAAUGAAGCAAUCAGCAUUUUAUCACCAUCUUGCACUGCUUUUCAUAAGCCAUUUUGUUUCUCAGAUACAAGCCAAUUAUGAGUCAUGCCCCCUUAUGUUGAAAAAUAUCGAGUCAAAGGUGGAUGAUUUGUGGCAAAGCUUGCUCCAUCCAGUUGCACUGGCAGCAAAAGAUAUAAAGGAAGUGUAUGCAAUUUGUGAAAUGAAGCCAAGCAGUACACUCGAGGCUGAGAAGCCACAGGUGACUGGACAGGUGCUCUUUAAGCAGACAUACCCCAGUGGGCAUCUAGAAACAACAAUCAAUUUGGUUGGGUUCUCAGAGUCAGAUAAUCAGGCCAGAGCAAUUCACAUUCAUGAGUUUGGAGACCUGAGUAAUGGCUGUGAUGCUACAGGUGGUCAUUUCAAUCCAAUGAAUGUCAGUCACCCUGGACAUCCAGGGGAUUUCGGAAACUUUACUCCUAAAAAAGGAAAAAUUAAAAAAUACAGGAAAAACAUCAAGGCAACCAUGUUUGGUCCACAUUCAAUCUUGAGCCGAGCAAUUGUGAUUCAUGAGCAGCAAGAUGAUCUUGGUGAAGGAGGCAACCCAGCCAGUCUGAUAAAUGGAAAUGCUGGCAAACGGCUGGCAUGCUGUGUCAUUGGGAUUGGCGGCAAGACACUCUGGCAGAGUACAUUCCUUAGUCUUACAGGAAAUUCAAUGAAAAGAAAUGCGAGCGGCUCAGAAAGGAAAUUGUCUUGAACAUUAAAGGGAUUUUAUUUUGUUGUAGGUUUAUGAGAUGUUACUCCAUUUAAGCGUGUUUUUGUGGUGUGAAACCCCAGUUUCACUACACUUAUUUUUACUUGCUUAUAUGUUUCUCACACAUUUUUAAUAUUGCUCAAAAUAAACAUUUUUUUUUACUUGUUUACUAGUGCAAAACAAUAGCCAGCUAUUAACAAUGGUCUUUUAUGUGUGUUUUAAAUAAAUGAAAACAUUUUUGCGAU
Molecule: messenger RNA, 1117 nt
Organism: Polypterus senegalus (gray bichir)
Lineage: Eukaryota; Metazoa; Chordata; Cladistia; Polypteriformes; Polypteridae
Product: extracellular superoxide dismutase [Cu-Zn]-like
Exons: 2
Coding region: 144-875 (243 amino acids)
Biological process (GO): removal of superoxide radicals
Molecular function (GO): superoxide dismutase activity; copper ion binding
Source: RefSeq, a predicted model, not a curated record